GUAUUUGUCUGCAGCGAGCCCACCGUGCCUCGGGCCGCCAGGCUGCACAGGAUCACGGUCAGGCAGAACGCACUCAGCCGGUACGUGGGAUGCAUUUUUAUCGAUUUCCUUGUUUAUCGAGCCAGCGACGGAACUGAAACAUGUCCCGCACGGAGCGGUAACUUUUAUAGAAUCCCUUCGCGCCGCGCCUGACGGUGCAGCACGGCAAAGGGAAGGAUGUGCUGGGAGCAGUGCAUUUCGGUGCAAGGGGUGCAGGUGAAAUUUUAUUUCACGUCCGUUACCACUUUUGGCUGCUACCAAAAGUGUCUUCGCUUCGCAAAUCCGGAAACGUUCUCCAAGCCCGGCCAUACAAACGAUUGGAAGGAAAUAAAGGUACACCGCAGGAGAGCAAAACGUAACGGCUUGGAAGUUUAUAAAAGCGGCUUGGUUGGGCACACCGCCCGGCAUACAGAACGGACCGCACUAGCAGAAUGCAUCGGACAGCGGGAUUUGUGCUGAUCGCGGGACUGAUCGUCGUCCUCUGCCCGGAUGUCCGGGGCCUGUACACGUCGAGCGAUGUGAACACGUCGAAGCAGAGCUACUUUUUCGGCGCAAAAGAUGCGGCCGACAUUUUGUGCUACUCUAAAACGCUUCUCAAAGGCUCGGUAAUGCCACAGGAUGUGUCGUACACCAAUCCGACAGCGGCUAAAAACAUCAACUUUAUUACGCUGGCGGCAGACAGGUACUCAACGCACGGAUUUACGGCCGAUAUUUCUAGUGGCAAGAUUGGAACAACGACCGUUACAAUUAAGAUAAAUGCAAAGUCUAUUUUGCCGUACGCCAUUAUAGUGAAGUACUAUUGUGUAAAGUAAUGUAGCAGCAGUAAGAAAGGAGCGCAUUGUUUUGUUACUUUAAUAAAUAUUUAUUGUCAAAUUUUUAA
Anopheles gambiae (African malaria mosquito) is the source of this 919-nucleotide messenger RNA. RefSeq lists its product as uncharacterized. The transcript has 3 exons. The record is from RefSeq and is a predicted model, not a curated record. Bases 471 to 851 code for a protein of 126 amino acids. Lineage: Eukaryota; Metazoa; Arthropoda; Insecta; Diptera; Culicidae.